GCGCGGAGCGGCGGCGGAGGUUUGCCAUGGCCGACCCCAGCCACAUCCAGUCAGCCGCCUCCAAGAGCAUCCGCCCCUUCCGCUCCAGCGAGGAGUACCUGGAGGCCAUGAAGGAGGACCUGGCCGAGUGGUUCAACACCCUCUACGACCUGGACAUCCAGGUGGACACUUUCCUGGAGAGCCUGGAGACGGGAUGUCACCUCUGCCGCCACGCCAACAACGUCAACCGCACUGCCCUGGACUUCCAGGAGCGGCACCCGGAGGCGGCCGCCCGCAUGCGAGUGCCCCAGAACGAGGUGGUGUUCCAGGCCAAGAACGUGGUGCCCGGCUCCUUCAUCGCCCGGGACAACGUCUCCAACUUCAUCCAGUGGUGCCGGCAGGACCUGGGCAUCCAGGACGUGCUCAUGUUCGAGACCAACGACUUGGUGCUGAAGAAGAAUGAGAAGAACUUUGUCCUCUGCCUGCUGGAGGUGGCCAGGAGGGGCUCCAAGUUUGGGAUGCUGGCCCCCAUGCUGAUCCAAAUGGAGGAGGAGAUUGAGGAGGAGAUGAGGGACCAAAUGGCCGACGGCACGCUGGGCACGGGCCGGGAGAGCCGGGACCCCCAGGCGGGCGCCUUCCCCAGCCGGGCCCGGCCCAUCACGCUCUGCGACCUCAAGAACCUGGACGAGCUGGUGCGGGAGAUCCUGGGCUGCUGCUCCUGCCCCUCGCAAUUCCCCAUGGUCAAGGUCUCGGAGGGGAAGUACAAAGUGGGAGACUCCAACACGCUCAUCUUCGUCCGAGUGCUGAGGAGCCACGUCAUGGUGCGUGUGGGCGGCGGCUGGGACACACUGGAACAUUACCUGGACAAGCACGACCCGUGUCGCUGUGCUGCCCUCUCUCACCGCCUGCCCCAGCCCCGCACCCCGGGCAUGUCCCCCCAAAAAGCCGCUCCCGGCACCUCCUCGUCCCGCGCCUCCAGCCCCAGCACCCCCCGGCGCCCCCGGCCCGCCGGGCCCCUCCCGGGGGGAACGGAACGGGAGCGGGGCCCGCAGCCCCGGGGGGACCCCCCGAGACCCCUCAGGCAGGAGGGAUUGCCCCCCCGGGGGGGUGCAGCCCCCCGCUCCGGCUCCGGCAGCCCCUCCCGGAGCCCCGCGGAGCCGCGGGGAGCGCUCAGGCCGCGCGCCCCCGCGCGCUCCCGGCGCUGUUCGGGUGACAGCGACUCCUCCUCGGUCACCUCCGCUCAGAGCGGCCCCCGCCGCCCCCCGGGACCCCGCCGGGACCCCGCGGACCCUCCCGGGCCGGGGUCCCCCCGCGCCUCCCGCAGCCCCGGGCGCGGCCCCGCGCCGCUGCUGCUCAUCCGCCGCCGGCCCGACGGGCAGCACUCGUGGGCACGGGCAGAGCCCCCCACGGCCGGGACCGGCCCCGCGGGGACCCCCGGGCCACGGCGCGACUCCCGGCCCGGCCCCGGGGACCCCGAGGAGCUGGCGCGGAGGCUGCGGGCCCCGCGCUGGCUGGAGCCCGGGCAGGAGCAGCGGCUGUUCCAGCGGCUGGAGGAGGAAUUCCUGGCCAACACGCGGCUGCUGGAGCAGCUGGGGGACACGGAGAGCCCCCCCCCCGCGCCCCCCGCCACCGCUGACUCGGCCUAUUGCUCCUCCUCAUCCUCGUCCUCCUCCCUGAACGUGUUCGCCAAGCACGGGCUGCCCGCCGAGGACGGGCGGCGGGGCGGGAAUAGCGAUGGCAACAACAACGGCAACAACAACGGGAACAAUAACGGGAACAACGGCGGGUGCCCCCCCCUGCCCUCCAACCCCACCCUGGCAGAUGCCCGGCGCCGCUCCACCUUCUCCAGCUCCUCCGACGAGAGCUGCUGCUUCCCGGCCUCCUGGGACAACCGGGAGACACCGGGGAACCCCGGCUCCGACACCGACUGGGCGAUCGGGGAGGACGAGCUGAUGGAGAUGGAGGAGAGCCCCGGGCCGCGACUUCCCGCGCCCCCAGCGCGGCCCUGGGCCAAGCCCCGGCUGGACACUCAGCCCCACAAGGCGCCCUCCCGGAUCCCCACGCCCCGGGGCUACGGGGCAGGCGCCCAGCGGGCCCCGAACGGCAGCCCCAAGGCCUGGGAGGCUCUGCAGAGCAUCCCCUCCUCCCUCCUGGAGCCUCCCUGGGCCCCCCGGGAGCGCGAGGGGCUGGAGGAGAACGCGUGGCCCUGAGAGGUCGAUGGCCAUGGCAGCCCCUGGGGACAUCCCCGAGCUGCUGCGGGAGGGUGGAGGUGGCAACUGGGUGGAGACACCCGGCCAGGCGAUGGCCACAGAGCUGGGGUGGCCAGGACCUCUGCACUUGGUGACAGCUGGCAAUUGGGUGUCCCCAUGCCACGGGGAGCAGCUUCAUGUGGUGGAGGUCAGGGCAGUGGUAGAGCAGAGCUGGCACCUGGGAAUGGGGCUGGAGAGCACCCAGUGCUUUUCUUGCUCUCUUCGUGUCUCCUCAUUCUUCUCCAUUUGUUUUC
Sturnus vulgaris (Common starling) is the source of this 2482-nucleotide messenger RNA. NCBI's taxonomy places the organism in Eukaryota, Metazoa, Chordata, Aves, Passeriformes, Sturnidae. The record is from RefSeq and is a predicted model, not a curated record.